Molecule: messenger RNA, 1964 nt
Organism: Helicoverpa armigera (cotton bollworm)
Lineage: Eukaryota; Metazoa; Arthropoda; Insecta; Lepidoptera; Noctuidae
Gene: Atg14
Product: beclin 1-associated autophagy-related key regulator
Exons: 7
Coding region: 115-1443 (442 amino acids)
Biological process (GO): cellular response to starvation; autophagosome assembly; mitophagy
Cellular component (GO): extrinsic component of omegasome membrane; autophagosome; extrinsic component of phagophore assembly site membrane
Source: RefSeq, a predicted model, not a curated record
GCCCUCACAGCUGACAUUGACAGUUAGUUAGAUAGGUAAAAUUGACAAGGUCUUGUAUUUCAACAUUACAACAAUCAAUUUACAAAUAAAUACGUGAAAAGUGUUGUGGAAGUUAUGGCGUUGAGUUUUUUUAAUGAAAGUGAGGCACCGCGGGACUUCCGAGUGUCGUCCACGGAGAGUGAUGGCCAUUACAAGAAGUGUCUUCUUUGUUACACCGUGAAAAAGAACUUCUACUGUUCGGAUUGCGUCAGGGCGGGCAAUUUUGUUCACUCCUCGAUGCCUUACGCAGACAGAUACGCAGAAAAACAAGCAAAACUACUCCGUAUGAAAGUUAACCGCAAACACAUACUAGAUAGAUGUGAAAAAUUAUUAGCAUCAAAACUGAAGAAAGACACAUUAUUAACAGAAGCUAAACAGUCCCGAGAUAACCUGGAUCUCCUAAGACUAGCGAUUGAACAGAGACGUAGCAACAUUGAAGAGAAGCGGAGACAACUUGCGGAACUCCGAAGUCAUAAUAAUGAGUUGAUGCUGAAGCUUCCUCGGUAUCAGAAACGUGUGACGAGCCUCGGGAAACAUGCUCAGAUACAGAGGAUGGAGUUGGAGAACAAAGUCAGCACGUACAAUGAACAGGCAGAGUCGUUGGCAGCUUUACGCAGAUCACGUAUACGGCAGCUCACAAAGUAUAUAUUCCCGGUGUAUAUGACGUAUGAUACUAGUGAGAGUAUAGAGGACAUGGAGUUCAUAGGCGAGGACACGGAGGAGGAGCCCCCCAAGCGGCCGCAGCUGCACAUCGUGGCGCCCUGGAUCCACACCGACGGCGACUUCUCGCAGGUGCACGAGUGGCUGCGUCAGGACGCGGAGCUGGCGGGCUGCCUGUCGGGCGCGGGCGUGGGGCGGGCGGCGCGCGUGGUGGCGGCGCUGGCGCUGUGUGCGCAGCUGCUGGCGCUGCUCGCCUGGGCGCUCGACGCCAGGCUGCCGCACACCAUCUCGCUCAACGAGUACUGCAACUGGCGCGUGUCAGCGAGCGGCGUGUCGUGGCGCGCGCGCCGCCUCAGCGCCGCCGGCGCCGCGCUGUGCGCCCGCGCCGCGCUGCCGCCGCCACACACGCACGCCGCGUCCGCGCCACACGCCGCACACGCCACGCCCGCGCCACCGCACGCGCUCGCCGCGCUGCACACGCUAGUGCGAGCUGCGAACACUGAUGACCCCAUGCUUGGCAGGGUGGAGUCAUGGAUGAGCAGCUGCGAGGCGGCGGUGCAGUCUGUGUGGGCGGACGCGGUGGCGGCGCUCGGCGACCUCGACGCCGACGACACAGAGCCGCCGGAGCAUCUGCACUGGCCAGAGACCAUGGAGAUUGAGGAGUUGAGCUGCACCCCGCCGACGCCUGCGCCGGCGCCGUCGCUGCUGACGUCAUUCGCCUCCAUGUGGCGCGUCUUCAAGUGACACGCACACACACACACACACACACACACACACCAAACACAUGCAUACACACACACACUCACACAGGCGUCCCUGGUGGUCGACUCACACACACAUACACACAUUGGCUACAUAAUAAGAACGUAGCUCUGCUGUCGUUCACAUAACGUUCAGCUUACUAUAAAAUCCCGUCUAAAUAACUCUUAAUUGUGAUAGAAAGUAUUUUCAAUUGACACCUUUUAUCAUGCACUUUAAUGCUAAACUUUCAAUUAUUGUGUUUUUUUGCUUCUCGGAAUAAUAAUUGGCUUUUGGCUAUAAAUUUUAAUUGUUUACGAUGAAACUCGCUAUUUUAAAUAAAUAAAUAUGAAGAUAUCUUGUUUGUGGAAUGUGCAAUAGUAGACACAUUGAAUUCAAAUUCUAGUAUUAAGCAGGUUGUGUCAACUGUAUUGUUACUCUCAUCGAAUUAUUGACAAAUUAAUAUUUUCUUUUUUUAUAUUUUUGUGCAUUAUUGACAUGAAUAAAUACAAUAUAGUUUUAUAUUA